Prorocentrum cordatum is the source of this 735-nucleotide messenger RNA. The record is from the annotation of a GenBank genome assembly. NCBI's taxonomy places the organism in Eukaryota, Dinophyceae, Prorocentrales, Prorocentraceae.
AUGCUAGACAUCCAGCGUCGACCACGACAGGGAGUUCCUUCAUUCGAGGACAGUAUCAAAAAGUAUGGGAGGACGAAGCAGUGGGGCGCAGCGCUGCAGCUGUUCCGGGAGGAGUCGAAUUUGCGCGCGAGGCUUAGACCGUUCUUCUACGUUUCGACCAGCAGCGUGUGCAGAAGAGGCGGCCAGUGGCAGCGGGCAUUGUCGCUCCUGGUCGAGAUGGUGGACGAGAAAUUGGAGGCCAGCGUCAUCAGCUGUAACGCUGCGAUCAGCUCGUGCGAGAAGGGUGAGCAGUGGCAGGGGGCCAUGGGACUGCUCAGAGAGAUGCUUGAGGCAAAGCUUGAGCCCGAUGUCGUCAGCUACAGCGCUUGCAUCAGCGCGUGCGAGAAGUGCGAGCAGUGGCAGCGAGCUUUGGGGCUGCUCAGCGAGAUGUUCGAGGUGAAGGUCGUGCCUAACGUGUCAGCUACAACGCUUGCAUUAGCGCGUGCGAGAAAGGCGAGCAGUGGCAAAAGGCCCUGUCGCUGCUCUGCGACAUGGGGCCGCAGAAGGUGGAACACGACGUUAUCAGUUACAACGCAGGAAUCAGCGCGUGCGAGAAAGGGGGGCAGUGGCAAAGGGGCUUGUUGCUGCUCAGCGAGAUGUGCGAGGCCAGGCUGGAGCCCGACUCAGCUACUCCGCUGGAAUCAGCGCGUGCGAGAAAGGCGAGCAGUGGCAGCAUGCGUUGUCGCUGCUCAGUGA